This is a messenger RNA of Fusarium graminearum PH-1, 3273 nucleotides long. RefSeq lists its product as uncharacterized. Gene Ontology annotation, molecular function: metal ion binding. The transcript has 6 exons. Bases 1 to 3273 code for a protein of 1090 amino acids. Lineage: Eukaryota; Fungi; Ascomycota; Sordariomycetes; Hypocreales; Nectriaceae. The record is from RefSeq and is a predicted model, not a curated record.
AUGAGCCAAUAUGUUUAUGGCCAUGGGGCACCCCAUACUGGAUAUCAAACCUCGCAGCCACACCUCUACUCCUCACAUCAGCCAUAUAGCCAACCGAACGGGGUCGCAGAAAGCCAGCCUUCCUACGGACAAGGAGCUGCUGAAGCAUAUGAAUACAACCAGACAACUAUACCUGGCUUAGGCAUGGGCUUCACUCAUAGCGCCGCAACUUGGCAACAUCCAACCCCCCAGAGCUUUCCUGAAACCCACGCCGAUCCCAGUGCUUCUGUUGCGCAUUGGCAGACUAGUCGAGCUAGUGAAAAUACUGGACCGGAGUGUUCGACAUCGCCCAAUCGACAACCCAACUUGGAAGUGAACAAGACAAUGGAAGAAGGUGAGCUGAGCGAAGGCGAACUCGAGGACAUUUACGAGCCCGCCGAAAUGGAGACCAACACGUUUUAUCGGCGCGGCGUCCAACAGCCGGGGUCAAUUGACCAAAACAACAGGCCACAGUUGCCUAUGGGGAAUUUGGGAAUCAACCAUGAACGAACAUGGAACUCGAAACAAUCCGGACGAGAGCGUUCUGGCUCUUACUCACCUUACCUCUCGCCUCGUGAGAUACAGUCGAGUGGCCUUGACAACGAUGCAUCAAAUGCCCAAACCCCACAAACUAGCUUUUAUGAUCACAACAAGAGUAUACUCAUGAAUAACGAUGACAACAGUGAUAUGCCCUGCCGGAGCAGAACCAAAGAUGGAGUCGCAAUCAUUUCUGAAUCGAAGAAGCAUGCGCAAGAUGCGAUCCUUCGUCUCUGGCCACUCAACGUUCGUUAUCAAAAUUAUAUCGAAGAAGGGGUCGACCGGGCCAUCCUUGAUCAGCUCUUUACAGAAUUGGGCCUUGAACUAGGCUCUACCAUUCCACGCGCGGAACAACCGAGAUUGCCGACGUUGUCACAAGUAAAUACGCCCCAAAGUGAUGCACUCAGCACAGUUACUUCUCCAGAACAAGCAACUCCCCUUGUUGUUGCCCCAGAGCCGAAGGCCGCCGAUUCAGCGAAAGACAAAUCAGAAGAACGGAAAGAUCGAAUUGCACGCUUAUUAGCUGCGAAAGGUUCCAAACCAAUAGUGGCGGAUACAGACUCGAACAAGAUUGGCGCAUCGGCGUCAACUUCAAAGAAUGUCCCAACUACCACGAAACAUGACAAGACAAAGACCCCAUCAGAGAAGUCAAAAUUGAUACAACAAAGGAUGGAAGCAUUGAUGAAAGCACGAGAAGCAAAUGCAAAGACUCCUCAGGCUUCUACGCCCCCAGUAUCUUCAGUAUUCCAACCUGUGCCUGACACGAGUAGGUCAAAUAGUCAGGCCCUGGUUGAUCAGAUGAACCUCGACGAACACAUCGACGCUGCUGCAGAGACAACAGACCCAUCUGCAAGACCCCCAAUUCCUGGUCUGUUUUUGUCUUCCAACGCAUCUUCUCCCGUCCCUAAUCAGCGCAAACGACCUGUUGCAGCUGAUUUAAACGAAAACUCCGCCCCCGCUAUCCAAAAACGUCCCUUCGGCCAGACUCGAGAAUCUCGUCCAUUCUUGAUUGAUGUUAGUGACGAUGAAGAUGACGCCGAGAUGGAGAUAGACUCUCCUGAACUGCGCCCGUCAGCAGUGCAGCGGCCAGUAACGCCUGGCUCAAGAGCAGUGUCCUUUCGCGACACCACGUCCUUACCUGAUAGUACAUCUCGCAGUGCUGGUGGCAUGAUCGACUUGGCAAGUAUGAACAAGAAGAUUGAGGACAUGAAGAGAAAAAUUGCUGAGGCCGAGGCUCGUAAGAAGAAGUCAAAGCAAUUAGGCAGCGGCUCGCCUUUGCCCCAGUCUGAAACGCAAUCAAAAGAAGGCAGUGUGGAUGUUGCUAUCCCCCUUACCCCUCCAGUGCGGGUAUGUAACGCACAACAACCUAGCAUCUUAUCUGAUGCCGUUACCCAACCCCCUAAAGUUAGGGGGCAACGUCUGCAGGCCAGGCCUUCGUUGCGUGCGCGUGUUGCUAGCGAACGCCUGCCUAUCAUAGCAGCACAAAGAAAGGAGUUCCAGGAACAACUUGAAUAUUUUCAAUCCGAAGUUGCUAGAAUCGAAAAGGAAAUUGAAAACAAACGGGUUGAGGAGGAGCGACUUCAGAGAGAUGCUAUACAGACCGAGUCAGCACUGUCCCCAAUUUCAACAAGUCAGGAUGAGCCUGAAUCGGGGCUUCGUCUGGAAAACCCACCAGUUGAUCAGUCAUCGCAAGUAUCAGUCUCGCAUGAUGUCCCGCUCCCUGCAGAAACCGACGAAAUGAACGAUUACGAUGACGAGGUUGGACAAGAUGCGCCGAUGGAUGGAUCUGCAUACAUUGCAUCAGCUGGCAGUCGUAGAUCGAGUUCGCCUGAACAAGGCGAAUCGCAAACACACCAAGAACCCCUUGUCGAGUAUGAAACAGCCGGUGCACGCUCGCCGCUGCCAACACAUCCACCAGUGGUACAUGAUAUCGAUGCAUGUGUUGAACCUACGACUGAUACUGACGAGCCCGAAGAAGAUGUGGCCAUGGAUGAGGCUGACACUUCUAGUGAAGAAGAGAGUUCUGAUGAAGAUGAGUCAGAUGGAUAUGAGCCGACUGAUGCCGGCGUCAGUCUGCCAGACUCUCACUCACCUCUCCAACGCCAACUAUCACCUCAGCAAGUCUCGGAUGACAGUACAGUAUUGGAGACAAGUGAUACUGAUUUACAAGGCUUGGUGACAGCCACACCAGUUACUAAGCCCAUAUCAACAGGUUCUGGUGACACAGAAUCUGAAUCUAACCGAGAAACGGAAACCCAAAAGACUUCAGAAGCCAUUAAUAGUCCUGGAACAACAUUCGUCCCAUACGAAACGCCUCUUCGGCACUUCAAAGCAUAUCGCUUUCAUCCUCAGUAUAGCGAUUCUGUUGCCGGGGGUCUCCGCUCCCUCACCUACAGCAACAGUAUUGACGUAACACGGGAAGUAUGCCCUGACCAGCUUACCCACGGAGUUUGUCCUAGGGGCAGCGAGUGCCAAUUCCAGCAUUUCGAGGACAUGCAACUUCCGGAUGACCAAAUUAUUGUUCAACUUGGGGCCUCCGGCAAUCCAGAGGUGGAGCAUCAGGACCAGUAUGUUGCUGGACUUCGCGAAUUACUCAGAGAUUUUCGCAACCGCAAGGUGAAAGACUUCGAGGCCAUCAGCCAGGGCCUCAUCGAGUAUCGCGCCAAAUUUCUCCACGAUAAGACGAAGAUACUCCCCCUGAGUGGCGUCACCCUAUGA